This is a messenger RNA of Boeremia exigua, 1738 nucleotides long. RefSeq lists its product as uncharacterized. NCBI's taxonomy places the organism in Eukaryota, Fungi, Ascomycota, Dothideomycetes, Pleosporales, Didymellaceae. The transcript has a single exon. The record is from RefSeq and is a predicted model, not a curated record. The coding region runs from base 455 to 1696 and encodes 413 amino acids.
UUUAUUGCAGGUUAGAUUGGCGGUUGAAUUCUCCACUUAACUCCAGCCCCGACUUGUGAGCAUGUGAUCUGUUAAGUCUUGUAAUGCAACAGUGUCGACACGUCCGCAAACAUAUUUGUGGAGGUGAGAUGGGACGUUGAUGAUCGCCGUUGACGUCGAUCACUCCCGAGUGGCUGACAGGGUAGCCCUGUUCCCGCCCCUCAUACGUCACGUCCGACCUCGAUAUCUUGCUUUGGCUUGUGGAACCUCGAGAACGUCGUCCGUUGAGAAUUUCAAUUGAAUCCACGUUGCAUAGUGAGUGGAACGUAUCCUACUGCAUUCUGAUUAAAAUCUGCCAAUCCAUCCCCAGCAUUCCAAAGAAAGCAAGGUACAGCCUUGAUCUACCUGCAAUUCACAGCGAGCCUUGAGACACUUCAGCAGCUAUCUAGCCACACCACUCGCUGGAACUCAAGCUAUGUCGUCGAAAACACAACCGGCCGGUCCUGCAACGGCGGCAGCGAAACAGACGCGUUCUCGCAAAGCAGCCAACCCGGAUGCUGCAGCUACAGGCCGAGCUGGCUCAGCGGGCGGCGUAAUGCUCGAGAGGGAGGCUGUUAAGAAGACAUCCACGUCGACUCCAUCCACAGUCCAGAAAGCCACUCCAAGCCAGCCCAAAGCUACCCCAAGCCAGCCCAAAGCCGCCGCAAGCCAACCCAAGCCCACUCCAUCCACAGCCCCCAAACCCACCACAGCUCAACCGAAAGACGCCCCUCCGAAGCGUAAGCCGCGAAAGCUCAACAAGGAACCUACAUCCACGCCCACGCCCUCGGCCGCUGCAAAAGACCCCCCCUUCCCCUCGGCCGCCGAACUCGAAGCCCUCAAAGCCCGCGUCCGCGGCCUCGAAGCCCGCGUCGAGGACCUGUACAAAGCGGCCCCGGCCCCCUCGGCAGCGACGCCGGCGGCGACACCGCGCUCACCCCGUCGCCGCGGCAAGAGCCGGAAGACGUCCAGCGCGACGACGACGGCGACGCUGGGCACGCUGAGAGAUGAGAGGGAGAGGGAGCAGAGCGGGGCGGUGGACGAGGACGCCGACGCCGACGCCGAUGCGUAUGCAGACGCAGACGCAGACGCCGAGCUAGGCCGUCUCGAAGACGAACUCGCAGUAGCGCGGCGCGCGCUGGCUCUCUCGCAGCCACCGCUCCGCCACGCCAACGCCGACGCCGACGUCGAGGACAUACCGCGCGACCGCGGCCCCGCCGUGGGCGCGCCCGACCGCCUCGUCACGCUCAGCGGCAGCUACCGCAUCCCGCUCCCCGCGUCGCUGAACCCGGCCGACGUGGCCACGAUCCAGAGCGGGGUUGCCGCGGCGCGCGACGUGGCGCGGUCGUUUAUGGAGCAGCGGCGGGCGAGCGCGGAUAGGGCUUCUACUUCUGCUUCUGGUGGUGGAGGGGCGAAGACGGGGCGGGCGAGUGCGAGGAGCCAGGAGGGCGGGGUGGAGGCGGGUGAGGGACAGGCGGGGAGGCAGGGCUGGGGCGAGUGGAUUGGCGGGUAUAGCAUGGCGAUUAGCCGUGCGGUGAAGAGUAUUGAGCACGAGGCGGCUAUGGAGGCGCAGAGGCCGGGGCAGGCGAGGACGGGGACGGGGGGAGCGGCGCGGAAGAAGAGGCCCGCGGCGAAGACGGUGAUUAGCGGGGAGCAGAUCCAGGGGCUGAUGAGCUGAGUACGGUGCAGACGUGUACGAUAAGUGGGUUAGUAGCACAUA